UAGAAAGAUGGCGGCUGGACCUGGAGCGGCUAGCUCUGGUCACGGAGGGAGCCGUAGUGGCUCUUCGGCCGCUUUGGAGUCCUCCUUGGACCGUCGAUUUCAAGGAGUCACUAACACAAUGGAGUCCAUACAGGGUUUGUCCGCAUGGUGCAUCGAGAAUAAGAAAUAUCACAACCUCAUUGUGCGAUAUUGGAUGAAGUGGCUCAAAAAAUCGGACGCCAAUCACAGACUGAACCUCUUCUACCUCGCGAACGAUGUCAUCCAGAACUGCAAAAGAAAAAACGCCAUUGUUUACCGCACCACCUUCGCCAGCGUCCUCCCUGACGCCGCCCUGCUGGUCAAGGAUGGUAAGGUGCGUAAGUCAGUGGAGAGGAUCUUCAGUAUUUGGCAGGAGAGGAACGUGUAUCCAGAAGAGCUGAUCUCGGAGCUCAAGUCCAGUCUGCAGAAGAAGGAGGCACCGCCCCCGCCUGACGCGGUCAAUCCCAAGACUGCCUUGAAAUCGAAGAUCGUGGCCGAGUUUGCACCUCAGGUGUUGAUCGAUCAGUUGUCGGGUCAUAAACGGGCUCUGGAGGAGGCUGACCUGAGGGAGAAGCAGCUGGCUUCCCUCAGACUGGACAUCUGCAGCACUGAGGCCCUGAAGAGACUCAAAGACAAGGCCGGGGGGAAGAAGUUCUCUAAGGACUUUGAGGAGGGGAGCACUCGCCUGCAGGAGUUUGUGACGUUUCUGGAGGGCCAGAUGAAGGCAGGGCCCCCUCUGCUGGAAGCCCUGGGUAAUGCGGACGUCUUUUACGAGAUGCAGUACAAGGAGGUCAAGAUUGUCGCCAACGCUUAUAAGACCUUUGCGAAUCGCGUGUCCAACCUGAAGCGUAAACUGGACGCUCUGAAAACCACUCUGCCCAACGCGGACGACUCGCCCAUCCCCUCGCCCUCUGAGGACGCCCCCUCGCCCACCGGCUCGGAGUCGCCCUUCCACGGCAUGGGGGGGUCGCGGGGGGCCCACGCCGAGCACCGAGGGAGCGGAGAGAGGGACAACCGAAACGUGGAAGACAUGGACCUGUCGGAGGAGGAGGAGGAGAACACAGGCACCAACAUCAUAGUCGAAGAGGCGAAGGAGAAGCCCACACCCGCCUCGGUUUCCAAGUUCCCCGGUGCCGCGGCAACCAAAACGGCCCCGGCAACGGACUCCAAACCCGCGGCUCCCACCAGGUCUCUGUCCGAGCCCGCAGCCAAUCAGGUCGCCCCAUCCAACACCACGCCCUCUCCCAGUACACCUGGCCCCGCCCCCCUGCAGGUGAACUUGGCCAACGUGGACCUGGGAAAGAUCAGCUCCAUCCUCAGCAGCCUCACGAACGUGAUGAAGAGCACGGGUGAGUCUCCCGUGUCACGACCCUCUCCAGGCACACCCACCACUCCCUCUAACCACACCCCGUCUACCAAACCCAACACCCCAGCCCCUGGGUCUGGCCCCGCCCCUAACCCGCUGGCCAGCAUCCUGUCCCGGGUGGAGAUCUCGCCUGAGAGCAUUCUCAGCGCCCUCACCAAAACACAGGCCCACUCCGCAGGACUGCAAGGUUUGUCGUCCCUGCUUCACAGUGUAGCAGGAAACUCCGGGGGAGCCCAAACGUCUGCGGCCGCCGAACCCUCCUCCCCUUCAUCCUCCUCCACCUCCUCAUCCACCAAUCAGAACGCCAAGAGUGCCGCCGCCAUGGCGACCACGCCCACCACCCCUACGACGCCAAAGACGCCCAAGGCGUCGGCGGGCAGCACCUCGAAGCGGGAGUCGGAGAGAGAGAGAGGCAGGGAGUGGGAGAGGGUGAGAGAGAGGGAGAGAGAGAGAGAGAAAGAGAGGGAGAGAGAGAGAGAGAAAGAGAGGGAGAGGGAGGCGGCGGCCGCCGCGGCCGCCAUGCCCAGUUUGGAGUCGAAGAUCAACAGCUUCCUCCAGGGUAAUCCAGGCUUCAGCGCCCUGGGACUGGGAAUGGACGAUAUCGGGGGGGACAGCCCCCUCCUGGUGGGCGGAGACAACGUGGAUGGCACCCCGGUCCGAGACGAGAGCGGAGGCACCCCUACCCAGGACGAGAUUAUGGACAAACCUGGCGCCUGCGAUCCCUCGGGACCCUCCAGGGGUCACAACCUCUCACCCACCGCUUACCGCAACGACCCCUGGGACGCCGUCAUCACCCCUCGAGAGACGAACGACCGAGACUAUCGCACUCCUUCCUCUUCCUCGGCCUACCCCGCCUUCGGCGCGACGCCCUCCAAGAAACCGGCGAAGCCCGCGUCGAAAACGGCAGAGGAGGACGCGAUGAAGAGGCACGCGAUGGCGUCCGCGGGUGGCUCCUCCUCUUCCUCAGCACUGGACCAGAGCGUGAUGAAGGUCAAAACGGAGGGACUGGGAGGAAGGGUCGGCGACGUCCACCUGAAGAACGCGGUGAGCCGCAAGAUCAGCGGUGGGUCAGACGAGGGCAGCGUGGGGCGGGAGAGAGAGGAGAAAGGGAAGAAAAGCAUGAUGGGAAAGGAGGUGUCCGGGAGCUCGCCCCCCGGUGGCGAGGCGGAGGGACAGCAUUAUCAUCGCAUUGAGACCGUUGUGUCGUCAUCCUGCGGGGAGGGAGCGCCCAUCCAGACCGUGGGCUACAACAAUCGGCGGAUGUCCGGCGAACGCAUUCAGACCGUCGAGAGCAUCCGCGUGAUCGGCCGUGGGUCGAGGAGGGGCAGCCUUCCCGCGGCCAGGGUGGGCGGAGCCUGGUACGAAGAGGAGGAGUUCAUGGAAGUCCCGCCCGGCGCGACCCCGGAGACGUCUGACGACCUGGGCCUGGUCCCGCCCGCUUCCCACCUUAUGCCCGGCCACGCCCGGCCACAGCCGCACCCGCUCCCGCCCCCAGCGCAGUACCCGCCCUCUUACACCACCGAAAACUCCCACACUCACUCGGUUCCUCAGCAGCACCCUCCGCCCCCCUCUUCAUUCUUCCCCUCCUCUCUUCCCCCGAUUCCACAACCUCCGCCCCCUCCCAUUCCUCAGCCCCCUCCCCCUCCCAGAGAGAUCCUGUCCCCUACCACAUCUGUCAUGGUGGGCGGGGUCUUGGUGCCCAUCGACCGGGUGCUUCCCUACCCCCCUUCCAACACCCGUUCAGAGGGAGGCGAUCGCGUCCCGGGGGGCACCGCUGCUCCCAACGCGCCCGGAUUUAAGGACGCCCCUCCCCGCCCGGGGACGGUCAAAGAGCAUUUCGCCCCACGCCACGCCCCUCCUCUGCACCGCCCCGGAGCCCCGGGCGUGCCCCCCCCACUCUUAGGCAGAGCCCGCGACGGACCCAGCCCCCCUCCCCCCGCCUCCACCUCCUCCGCCGCCACCUCCUCCGCCCCUCCCUCCCCGUCCGCCGAAGCCCUGCCUCUCCUCCCCUCCCCGAGUCGCCUCCCCACGGGCGUGCAGAGCCAGCGCCCCCCUGCCGGCGCCUCCGUCAGGCCCCCGGCGCCCCAGUCCCUGCUCCGCCUCCCCACGACCAGACCCGCCUUGCGCUCCCCCCUCCCGCAGAGACCUUUCCUCCGCAGCCCCGUGCGUCACCCCACCCUAAACCGAGAGCCGCUCCUCCCUGGGGCCAAGCGCCCCGGUCCUGCCUUUACUCCCGGCCAGGCCGGGUCAUUCCACCCCCCGAAAAGACCCUACUUACCCCCCCGCUACUGA
This is a messenger RNA of Chanos chanos (milkfish), 3676 nucleotides long. RefSeq names its product regulation of nuclear pre-mRNA domain containing 2b (gene rprd2b). Gene Ontology annotation, molecular function: RNA polymerase II C-terminal domain binding. Lineage: Eukaryota; Metazoa; Chordata; Actinopteri; Gonorynchiformes; Chanidae. Gene Ontology annotation, biological process: mRNA 3'-end processing. The transcript has 11 exons. The coding region runs from base 8 to 3676 and encodes 1222 amino acids. The record is from RefSeq and is a predicted model, not a curated record.